Molecule: messenger RNA, 216 nt
Organism: Ostreococcus tauri
Lineage: Eukaryota; Viridiplantae; Chlorophyta; Mamiellophyceae; Mamiellales; Bathycoccaceae
Product: unnamed product
Exons: 1
Coding region: 1-216 (71 amino acids)
Source: RefSeq, a predicted model, not a curated record
AUGUUCACCGCCGCCGCCACUCGAGUCACCGUCGUCGCGCGCGCGGGAGACGCGCGCGAUGCCGAGCGCGCGACGCAGCGCGUCGAGCGACCGGCGUGCGCCAAGGCGCGCGACGAGGGCGAGGAUGGGGCUCGCGUGGACAUGGCCAAGGCGAAGUGCGUGCACCCGGACCGACCGGUCGCCAAGGCGUGCGGGGACUGCCCGCGACGCAAGUAA